AAAAGCAGGAAAGUCGGAUCGGGUUUAUUUUAUUUUUUUUUCCUUUUAUUUUAAUUUAAAAAAAAAAGAAGAAUUUGUAAAAUUAAUUGUUCAAUUAUAAAAAGUAAAAAAUGUGCAUUCAAUAGAGAAUAAUAUUUUAGCGAGCAUAAAAUUUUUAAUUUUAAUUUUAGUUUUAUUUUGCUUGAAGUGAGUUGAAAUAAAAAGUACCGAGUCUGUUUCAUAAAUUUUUUUUUUGAUAUGCAAUUUAUAAGUAUUUAAAUAUCAUUUGGAAAAAUGAAGUAAAAUGAGAAUGGAAAAGAAAAAGAUUUGUUGAAGGGAAACCAUUUGCGAGAAUAAAAGGAAAAAAUAAUUAAUUUUUACUGUCAUUUUAUUAAGAAAAAUUUAAUUUUGUGUGUUUUUUUUUAUCUAUUAUGUAUUCUAUAAUCAAUUGAAAUUGUUUAAAUUAAAAAAAAAAUUAGUUUUUUUUCGCGAAACGACCCUGUGUUAUAUUUGGUUAUGCUGCCCACGAAUAAGAUUUUUUUUCUAAUUCCAAAAGAAGAAAAGAAAUAAAAAUAUUAAAUUCAAGAAGUGGCUCUGACUAUUAUAAUUAUAAUUCUAUAUUAAAUUUUCUUGGUUAAAAAUAAUAUUUAAAACACUAAACUAAAAUUCGUAAAAUUAGAAUAAAAAGUAAAAAAAAAAAUAUAAAAAAACAAGAAUUUAUGAAUGUUUUUAAUAAGCCGGAAUAAUUUUCAUUUCACUUGGAUAUUACCAAAUAAAAUUCAUGAAAAUAAAUACGUAACGUACACAAUUGGAGUAAAAAAAAGAAAAAGUUUUCGCAACAACUAAACAGCAACAGCAGCAGAAGAAUUGACUUCAGUGAAGUUGGCUACCGUUUAUUUAUUAAAAUUUAAAAGAAAAAAAAAAUAAAUUAGCAUUUAAUAUUAAAUUAUUUAAGAGUAAAGAAAAAUUUAAUUAAAAAAGAAAAAGAGAAAAAAAACUAAGAACAGAAACAUCCGUUAAGAUGUCAAGUGAAGAGGAUAAACCGCCAGCGCCUCCUGUACGAUUGACAAGUAAUCGGGGUGGUUGUGAUCGUGUCGGAGAUGGAGGACCACCAGUUGAUAUGAGACCUCUUCCGAAAGAACCAGAUGAUCCGGACCGUAAAAAGAAAACAUUAAAAAAUAAAAUAAAAGGUUCAAAACCAUCACAUAAUGAUUCUAAACCAAAUAUAUCAUAUCCAACAAAUUUCGAGCAUACAGUACAUGUCGGUUUUGAUGCUGUAACAGGUGAAUUUACGGGUAUGCCAGAAGCAUGGGCUAGGUUGCUUAUGAAUUCAAAUAUUAGUAAACAGGAACAAAAGAAAAAUCCUCAAGCUGUAUUAGAUGUACUAAAAUGGUUUGACAAUAGUAAACAGAGGCCUAAUUCAAAAUAUAUGACAAAUGCUACAACGCAUUCUGCUGGAUCAUCAUUAAGUCGUGUUAGUAGCAGUAGUCCAAGUAGUACACCAACUGAUUCUGAAUCACAUGUGGCCCCUGCAACCUUAAAUAAUAUAAUUGGUGGUGUGGGUGCAUUACAAAUUGGUAUAACAAAUCAGCAUCAUCAAUCGCAUUUGCAUCAUUUACAUGUACAUCAGCAACUUCAAAAUCAGCAACAACAAUUGCAACAACAGCAGCAACUCUUACAACAACAACAAAAUCAACACCAACAUUUAAAUAAUCAAAUACAUUCACCGCAUAAUUAUGUGCCACAUUCUCAAUCACAAUCUACUCAAUCCUCACAACAUAGCUCAACAAAUGAAGAUGAUUUUUCAUUAAGUGGAGGUGGUGGCAUACAGCCUAUACCACCUCCUAUCGCUAGUCGGCCUGAACGAACAAAAUCGAUAUAUACAAGGCCUAUUGAAGAUCAAUUACCUCCACCACCACCGCCACCAUCGUCAAUCAUUAUAUCAUCAACUAAUACAUCUCCUAUUAUAACUAAUAAUCAAAUGGCUCAACCUCAGAUUCAUCAUCAAUUGAAUAAUCAUCAACAGCAGCAGUCUAUUUUGCCAAUGAUCCCUCAACAUGCUAUAACGAAUCAACAACAGCUUCAACAACAACAGCAGCAACAACAGCAACAGAUACAGCAUCAGCAACAGACGACAAUAAAGAGUCCAACACUUGACAAGAAUAAAAAUAACGCAAGUAAUAAUCAAAAUUCUUCUACUUCUACUACUCCUACUACUACUAGUACUACUACUAAUAGUGAUACUACCAUAAUAAAAGAAUUAGUUACUAGUACUACGACUGCAGCGACAACUGCAUUCAGUGAUACUAAUUUAAUUAAUAUAACUAACAAUUUACUAACCAAUAAUAAAAAUACUAAUUCAAUAAUUAAUAAUUCUGAAAUUGAUAUAAUAACUAAUUUAUCUAAUAAUUCUUCCAUAUCUUCAUCGGAUAUUACUUCGACGACAACUACAACAACAACCACAACUAUCAUUAUAAUCCCGACGUCAACCUUUAACACGAUACCAUCAACAAUUAAUAAUGAAAUUAUUACAAAUACCCCUGUUGCGUCAUCACCUUCAUCAUUUGUCUCGACGAAUUCUGAUAUGCUUCCACAAACUGUUUCAAUUUACUCGGUAAUCGAUACACCUGUAACUAAUGCAUUGAAAACUACUGUAACAACACCUAUAAUGACUAAACCUUUAUCACAACAACAAACAAUUUCGCUCGUUGAACACACCUUGCCAACAACAAUACCAACAUUAACGACUACCACAACUUCAACAACAACCGAUAUCACCACAAUAGCAACAACACCACAAACAACACCAGCGACAACUACAAAUGAAACAACUACAACUACAACUACAUCGCGUACUGGUGUAGUGAAAAAGAAGAAAAUGACUGAUGAAGAAAUUUUAGAGAAAUUAAGGACGAUUGUUAGUGUCGGCGAUCCAAAUCGUAAAUAUACAAAGAUGGAAAAAAUUGGACAAGGUGCAUCUGGAACAGUUUAUACAGCAAUCGAGUCAUCCACUGGAAUGGAAGUUGCUAUCAAACAAAUGAAUUUAAGCCAACAGCCAAAGAAAGAAUUAAUUAUUAAUGAAAUAUUAGUUAUGAGAGAAAAUAAACAUCCAAAUGUUGUUAAUUAUUUGGAUAGUUAUUUAGUUACUGAAGAAUUAUGGGUUGUUAUGGAAUAUUUACCUGGUGGUUCAUUAACAGAUGUUGUUACAGAAACAUGUAUGGAUGAAGGCCAAAUAGCAGCGGUAUGCCGUGAAGUAUUACAAGCACUUGAAUUUUUACAUAGUAAUCAAGUGAUACAUCGAGAUAUUAAGAGUGACAAUAUAUUGUUGGGUUUAGAUGGUAGUGUUAAAUUAACAGAUUUUGGUUUUUGUGCACAAAUAUCACCAGAACAAUCAAAACGCACAACUAUGGUCGGUACACCAUAUUGGAUGGCACCAGAAGUUGUGACGAAAAAGCAAUACGGACCAAAGGUUGAUUUAUGGUCGUUAGGUAUUAUGGCUAUAGAAAUGGUGGAAGGAGAACCGCCUUAUUUAAAUGAAAAUCCAUUGAAAGCAUUGUACCUUAUAGCAACAAAUGGUAAACCAGAAAUAAAAGAAAAGGAAAAAUUAUCGCCAAUUUUUCAAGAUUUUCUAGAUCAAUGUUUAGAAGUAGAUGUUGAUCGAAGAGCAAGUGCUUUAGAAUUAUUAAAACAUCCUUUCUUAAAACUAGCGCGUCCAUUAGCUAGUCUGACACCAUUGAUAAUGGCUGCCAAAGAGGCAACAAAAGGCAAUUAAUAUAUAAAAAUACAUAAAUAUUUAUACAUAUAAUUUAAUAUACAUAAAUAUAUACAUAAAUAUUUACAUAUUCAUAUAAAUAUAACAGUUGUAAACGUAUUGCAUACAUAGUUAUAUAUUUGAAUAUAUAUACAAAUAUAUUUAUAUUAACUAAUAAAAUACAAAACAAAACACGUAAUAAAUGCAACAAAGUAUAUAUAUAUAUAUAUAUUUAAAAAAAAAACAAAUGAUUUAAUUAUGUAACUAAAAAGCAAAUAAAAGAGUUUAUAUAUAACAUAAAAAACAGCAAACAAAAACAAUAGAAUUUCUGGAAAGUUCUUAUGUUAUUUAAAAAAAAUAAUUAACAAUUAAUUUAAUUAAUUGCAAAAUUACAAUAAAAACACAAAUUUUGGUACGCUGCUAAAAUUCAGAAAAUAAAAAUAAAAUUGAAUAUGUUGAAGUAAUAUUAAAAAAAAAAUAAUAAUUUAGUAAUUCUGCAAAAAAAAAAUUAAUUAUAUUAUAAAUUAUAUAUUAUAAAUUAUAGUCGAUCAAAUUAGUUAUUAUCUCGUCGUAUUUGUAUAACAAAUUAAAAAAAAAGCAAAUAAAUAAAAAAUAAAAUAACAAAAAAAAAAACAAAAAAAAAAAAAACAUGAAACAGGAAAGAAAAGAACAUUUAUUAACAAUAUAAUAAUUUUUUUAUUUAAGUUUUUAAUUUUUAAUUAUUAUUAUUAAUUAUUAUAAUAUUAAUUAGAUAAACAAUUAUAAAACAUACUAUAUUUCCUUAUUAUAUGUAUAAAAGAUGCUCUGUUUUUAAUUUAAAUAAAUAAUAAACAAAAUACUAAA
This is a messenger RNA of Condylostylus longicornis, 4573 nucleotides long. RefSeq names its product serine/threonine-protein kinase Pak (gene Pak). The record is from RefSeq and is a predicted model, not a curated record. The transcript has 7 exons. Gene Ontology annotation, molecular function: protein serine/threonine kinase activity; ATP binding. Gene Ontology annotation, cellular component: cytoplasm. Gene Ontology annotation, biological process: protein phosphorylation; intracellular signal transduction; regulation of MAPK cascade. Bases 1001 to 3751 code for a protein of 916 amino acids. Lineage: Eukaryota; Metazoa; Arthropoda; Insecta; Diptera; Dolichopodidae.